Westerdykella ornata is the source of this 2288-nucleotide messenger RNA. RefSeq names its product uracil permease. The transcript is spliced from 4 exons. Gene Ontology annotation, molecular function: nucleobase transmembrane transporter activity. The coding region runs from base 284 to 2005 and encodes 573 amino acids. Lineage: Eukaryota; Fungi; Ascomycota; Dothideomycetes; Pleosporales; Sporormiaceae. The record is from RefSeq and is a predicted model, not a curated record. Gene Ontology annotation, cellular component: plasma membrane. Gene Ontology annotation, biological process: nucleobase transport; transmembrane transport.
UUUGCGCGAUAUCACGAGCUUCAGCCGACUCUGAAUGGAGUCGUGAAGCCGUGAGAAAAAAGACACCAAAACGGAUCCAGAGCGCCAACCGCUGAUCCCACCACCAACCGGUUCCCUUGACCCUCUUGGCCAUUCACCAUUUACCCCACGUCAUAAUUUCGACAGGGGUCAUAUCCAAGCAACCUCAACCUCCAGCAACAGCGACAUAUAUUCCACAAACCCCGUCGAGACUACCGCAUACCGUCAUUCCCCGAGCCACAGUAUCGAUUUUUUAUCAGCCGUCAUGGAGAAAGUCAAAAGGUCGAAGCUUGCCUACUAUGCGAAUAGGAUCGCAUGUGACAGCGAGCCAGGGCUCAGCAGUACCCAGCUUUUGUUGCACAAUCACGAUCUGAAACCGGUCGAGCCUGAGCGAAGGCAAUGGGGUCCUUGGAAUUUCGUUGGCUUUUGGGUCGCUGACUCUUUCAACAUCAACACUUGGAUGAUUUCCUCGGCACAGAUUGUGGACGGUCUCUCUUGGUGGCAAUCGUGGAUUUGUGUUUGGCUCGGAUACACCAUCGCUGGUGCAUUUGUAUGCUCGACCGGUCGAAUCGGUGCAACAUAUCAUAUUUCCUUCCCUGUGGUUGCACGAUCGUCUUUCGGCAUUUGGGGAGCGCUGUGGCCUGUUUUCAACCGUGCUGCAAUGGCUUGCAUCUGGUAUGGAGUGCAGGCUUGGAUUGGCGGCACUUGCGUCUACCUCAUGAUCCGCAGUAUCUGGAACAAUUGGCGCAGUGACCUCGGUGACGGUGGAGGAGGAAUCCCGAAUGGUAUACCCAACUCCGGCACCAACACCGUCGCCUUCGUAAGUUUUUUCAUCUUCUGGGCCGGAUCACUGCCUGCUAUCUGGUUUCCCGUACACAAAAUCCGCCAUUUGUUCACGGCGAAGGCCUACUUCGUCCCUACAGCAGGCAUUGCCUUCUUCAUCUGGGCUAUCGUACGCGCCAAAGGCAUAGGUCCCAUCGUCCACCAACCCGGAACGGCGAAAGGCUCGGAGCUAGGCUGGCUCAUGGUGCGCGGAACCAUGUCGUCGAUAGCCAACUUCGCCACGCUCAUCGUAAACGAUCCGGAUUUUGCCCGUUUUGCAAAAAAGCCAAGCGACGCGUUCCUCCCACAGCUCCUCACCAUCCCCCUCGGCUUCGCCAUAACAUCCUUCAUCGGCAUCAUCGUCUCCUCGUCCUCGGUCGUCAUCUUCGGAAAAGCCAUCUGGAACCCUCUCGACCUGCUCGAAUCCUUCUUGCAAGAAGGCGGCUCCGCCCAACGUUUCGGCGUCUUCGUCAUCGCCGCCGCCUUCACCCUCGCCCAACUCGGGACCAACAUCGCCGCGAACAGCGUAUCCGCCGGCACCGACUUAUCAGCUCUCGCUCCGCGCUUCAUCAACAUCCGCCGCGGAGGCUACAUCUGCGCGCUCGUCGGCCUGGUCAUGUGUCCCUGGCAUCUCCUCUCCUCCACCAACAGCUUCACCACCUACCUCUCCGCCUACUCCGUCUUCCUCUCCUCCAUCGCCGGCGUCAUGGUCUGCGACUACUACUUCGUCCGCAAGGGCUACCUGGACGUCAAGCAGCUCUACUCGGCCAAGAGGACGGCACCCUAUUACUUCACCUUCGGCUUCCACCUGAGAGGCUACGUCGCCUACAUCGCCGGCAUCCUCAUCAACGUCGUCGGAUUCGCUGGUGCCAUCGGCCGCGACGUGCCCAUCGGCGCGCAGAGGAUCUACGAUUUGAAUUAUUUCUGCGGCUUCAUCGUCGCGGCCGCCGUGUACUAUGCGCUGUGCAGGGUGUGGCCCGUUCCCGCGACGAGUGGGACGUGGCUGGAGGUCGGGGAUGAGAUUACGGAUCUGUCGGUUGCGUAUGACGAGAGUGAUGAGAGUGUUGCGCGGUAUGGAGAGGAGGAGGAGAGGGCCGAGGGGCACGGGAAGGGCGGUGGGUUUAGGGAUUUCAAGACGGCGGUGCCGGAGUCUAAGAAGCUCUAGGGGAGAAUGGGUGGCAGUGGGAUGAUUUCUAUCGCUUAUGAGCGUGCACUCUGUGGUUCGUAGAGAAUACAAUUUUUUUGGAUUUUCAGGUUUUUGCGCGAAGUUUCGACGGGGGCGUUGGAGCGUGACGAUUGGAGACGAACAGUUGGAGCGUUGUAAACUUGGUAGGCAUUGUCAUCGUUUCUGCAUAUUGCACACAGUCUUGCGGGCGAUGAUGGUUGUGGUUCGUCCCAUGUCUAUCUAUAUCUGAUAUUGAUUCAACAGCCAUUACGGUGUUGAAAAG